This is a messenger RNA of Phaeodactylum tricornutum CCAP 1055/1, 915 nucleotides long. RefSeq lists its product with no specific name. The transcript has 2 exons. The coding region runs from base 1 to 915 and encodes 304 amino acids. Gene Ontology annotation, molecular function: calcium ion binding. The record is from RefSeq and is a predicted model, not a curated record. NCBI's taxonomy places the organism in Eukaryota, Bacillariophyta, Bacillariophyceae, Surirellales, Neidiaceae.
AUGGCGGCGAACGAUACCAAGGCCAAUCACCAGGAGGGCGGCAAACGUAAGGGUUUCUUCGCCCGAUUCCUCAAGAAGAGCAAACCCAAAACACCUGUUCCCAAGAGUUCUAGCGGUAAGAAUACGAAAGCGUCACAGGCUCCGCCUCCUCCUCCUCCGAUCGCGACCCCCAUAAUGCCCAAAAAAAGUAUCCUGAAGAGAGAAUUCUCCAGUACGCAAGACCGUAGUCCUGCAUCGUCUGCGAACACCGACGAUCGUUCCACCAGAGUUUCGUGGUUGUGCCGCACACGGUAUUUUCAGAAAAUGUGCGACUCAGCUUUUGAAGUGGUGGAUCAGGACGGCUCAGGAGCAGUGGACGAAAAGGAGUUGUAUUCCGGUCUAUUACUGAUUCAUUUGAAGCUAGCUUGUCGGCCUCUGGGACGUGAACGUUGUCACGCUAUUUUUGUCAAAAUGGAUACGGAUAACUCGAACAGCUUGGAUAAGGAAGAAUUUCGUGAAGUUAUGAUGGUUCUCUUUAGCAACGUUUUGUUGCGUGUCACGGCCCAAUGGAGCAUGACGCUGUUAAUCGUCCCUCUGUUGGCGCAGAAGGUUCUGGACGGGAUAUGUUGGCUAUUCAACGUCGUGUACGGCAUCAUAACGGACCUGGACGAGCAUUCUUCUAUUGCUAAUCGAAUUGAGCUGAGCAUCGAAGCGGCGUAUGCAUGGAUUUUGAGCCGUUUACCGGGUCCGCUUCUAUUUGUGGCGGACGCAGUGCAUGACGGAAUAUCGUUUGUUCCGGAGCACGUUUGGAAUACUAUUCCAUUGACCUUGCUAUCGACUCUUCUUGGGCUACUGGCAGUGCCUUGGCUGCUGUUCCAAAUCGACGAUUUCUUUCAGUAUCUUGCGGAUCGAAAAGCCAAAAAAAGGGUGUCAUGA